AUGUUUACGUUGAGAACUUUGAAGCAAUCAGCUGGCCCAAUUGCCAGGAACGUAUUAACGAGAAAUACUAUUAAUUUGUCGGUCGCAUACAGAUUACCAAAAAAUCAUAUUCCAAAACAAUUUUCCAAUCAAGUUUUAUGUCAAUCCAGAUUAUACAGCGUCUUAAGUUCAUCACCAGGGGCUAAAUUAUAUAAAUACGAGAACAUCAAAGAGAUUGUUAAUAAUCCAUCAUCGCACCCAGAGUCUUUGAUUAUAGAUGUCAGAGAACCGGUUGAAUAUAAGGAUGGCCACAUUCCUAAUGCGAUUAAUAUCCCAUUCAAGUCAUCACCAGGUGCCUUAGACUUAAGCCCAGAAGAAUUCAAUGAGAACUUUGGUUUUGAUAAACCAAGCAAGGAUAAGGAAUUAAUUUUCUACUGCUUAGCUGGUGUUAGAUCGACUGCCGCAGAAGAAUUGGCUAAUACUUUUGGUUACAAGAAGAGAGGUAACUAUGUUGGUUCAUACGAGGACUGGGCAGCUAAGGAAAAUGCCAAACAUACUUAA
Messenger RNA from Debaryomyces fabryi, 540 nucleotides. Its product is annotated as thiosulfate sulfurtransferase. The record is from RefSeq and is a predicted model, not a curated record. Lineage: Eukaryota; Fungi; Ascomycota; Pichiomycetes; Serinales; Debaryomycetaceae. The transcript has a single exon. Gene Ontology annotation, cellular component: mitochondrion. The coding region runs from base 1 to 540 and encodes 179 amino acids. Gene Ontology annotation, molecular function: thiosulfate-cyanide sulfurtransferase activity.